Molecule: messenger RNA, 1678 nt
Organism: Aspergillus saccharolyticus JOP 1030-1
Lineage: Eukaryota; Fungi; Ascomycota; Eurotiomycetes; Eurotiales; Aspergillaceae
Product: Auxin Efflux Carrier superfamily
Exons: 4
Coding region: 131-1441 (436 amino acids)
Biological process (GO): transmembrane transport
Cellular component (GO): endoplasmic reticulum; membrane
Source: RefSeq, a predicted model, not a curated record
CAUCCCUCCAUCCCUCCACUGUAACUCUCAUCCCAGCUACCCUGCGCACUCACAAUCGCAUUGAAAGUCUAUCUAUCCCCCCGAUCACCGCACGUGUCUUCCUCCCCAGGAAAGAAGGGAAAGAACCGGAAUGUCCUUCCAAGACCUAGGAACCUCCUUCCUAGGCGCCUUCCAAGCCUGCGUCUCCGUUCUGUUGACCCUCUUCUACGGCGUCGUCGCCCGCUACGCCGGCCUCGUCAGCGAGACCUCCAUCAAGGAUGUCUCGGGCUUGGGAAUAAAGCUGUUUUUCCCCGCACUGAUGGUCGUGAAUCUGGGGUCGAAUCUACAUGCGGAGAGCUUUUUAAAUUAUUUGCCGAUUUUAGUCUGGAGCACAAUUGUCGUCUUCGUCUCUCUAGCCAUCGGCAAACUCGGGGAGCGCGUCCUGCGUCUCCCGGCUUGGGUGACAGCCGCCUGCGCGUUCAACAACACCACCGCGCUGCCCUUGCUGCUGAUCCAGUCGCUGGAGAGCACGGGGAGUCUGAAACGGCUGCUCGCGGAGGGAGAUAGUGUCUCCGACGCGGUGGACCGGUCGCAGAGCUACCUGCUGAUCUGCGCGGUCAUCAGUAAUCUGUUGACGUAUGUGGUGGGGCCGAAGUUGUUGCAGCAGGCGGAUAAUGAUGGUGAUGAUGAUGAUGAUGCUUCGGGCGCGGAGGGGGGUGAGCAGGAUGAGCAGAGUGGUAGGGAAGGGGAAGGGGAACGUGACGACGAACAAACCCCCCUCCUCCCCGCUUCAGUUCGCGAGAGAGGCGCCCAGCUCCAACGGAAGUCCCGCGCCGCGUGCGCCCCGCUCCUCCGCCUCAUCCCGGACAAAGUGAAGGAGGAAGCGCUCUCGUUCGACACCCCGGUCGUGUGGAACAUGCUGCUCGGGCUAUUCCUGGGCGGGCUGCUGGGGCUCACGCCGCCGCUGCACCGGGCCUUCUUCAACAAGAACGAGGACGGGGGCAUCUUCAACGCGUGGCUAGUCCUGAGUAUCAAGAACAUCGGCAAACUGUUCACGACCCUGCAGUUGUUCAUCGUGGGGAGCAAGCUGGGCGUCAGCUUCCAGAAUAUCCAGCGCAGCGCGAAAAGCGGGCAUGUGCCGUGGCGCGCGGUCGUGUUUGUGUUUGCCGUGCGGUUUGUGCUGUGGCCUGCUAUCAGCAUCUCACUAGUCUACCUCUUCGCCUCGAAGACAUCCCUCCUCGGCGACGACCCCAUCCUCUGGUUCAGUAUGAUGCUGAUGCCCACGGGUCCUCCCUCGUUGGUCAUUUCCGGGCUGGCUGAGCUGGCUAAUGUGUCUGAGGAGGAGAAGUUGACUGUUGUCAAAGCGUUGACGAGCCAGUAUUGUCUUUCCCCGUUCACUUCUUUCACAGUCGCGGGGGCGUUGCAUGUUUCGGAGAAAGUUUUUGUGCGGUCGGCGAAGUAGAUCUUGGUUGGUGGGUAGAGUAGAGGAGAGUUUAGGGUAUGUGUCGGGGAGUUCGAUUCUGGCCGUGGUCCGUGGGAGUGAAUCUGGCGAUGGGAGGUGGUAGAGUGUGGAGAUAUACUACAGGCUAUGACUGGUAGACGGGCGGCGCAUAAUACUUAUCAGUAUAUAGGCCAGUGGCUGGUGAUAGACCGGAUCUAUAGUUGGAUAUGCGCAUGUUAUCAGUAAAUACGAUUGUCG